Molecule: messenger RNA, 3024 nt
Organism: Pipistrellus kuhlii (Kuhl's pipistrelle)
Lineage: Eukaryota; Metazoa; Chordata; Mammalia; Chiroptera; Vespertilionidae
Gene: TBC1D16
Product: TBC1 domain family member 16
Exons: 14
Coding region: 160-2331 (723 amino acids)
Biological process (GO): activation of GTPase activity
Cellular component (GO): early endosome
Molecular function (GO): GTPase activator activity
Source: RefSeq, a predicted model, not a curated record
UGGUCGCACGUCCCCGCCCCGCCGGCCUCACUGGCGGCGGCGGAGGCGGCGGCGGCGGCGCCCGGAGCCAGCGCGGAUCCGGCCCCGCCGUGGGACCCGGGUAGGUGUGGACGUGCCCACGGGGCCCACGUGAGCGGAGGAUGGGAACACCCCCCGGCGAUGUCUCUGGGCCGCCUCCUCCGCCGGGCCUCCUCCAGAGCCUCGGACCUCCUGACCCUCGCCCCGGGGGGCGGGCCCCCCUCCGCCCUGGACGGGGAGAUCCUCUACUCCAAGAACAACGUGUGUGUGCACCCGCCCGAGGGGCUGCAGGGGCUGGGGGAGCACCACCCAGGCUACCUGUGCUUGUACAUGGAGAAGGAUGAGCUGCUGGGGGCCACCCUCAUCCUCGCGUGGGUCCCCAACUCCCGGAUCCAGCGGCAGGACGAGGAGGCGCUGCGCUACAUCACCCCCGAGGGCUCCCCCGUGCACUCAGCACCCCGACCGCGGGGCCGGCGCACCCAGAGCUCCGGGGCCCCCAGCCGGGUCUCCCCCACGGAGCCGCGGCCGCCCCUGUCGCCCCGGGACGAGGACACCCUCCGGGGGGACGGGGAGAAGCUGGCCCGGGGCCUGGGGAUGGACGGCGCCCUCCCGGCCUCGCAGCCGGCCCACAGCCCCUCCGGGACCCUGUCCGCCGGCAGCUCACAGGACGGGACGGAGGAGGGGCGGGAGCCGCAGCCCGAGGCGGGCGAGGAGGGCUCCAUGGAGCUGUCGGCCGAGGGUCUGAGCAGGGACAGCUCCUUCGACUCCGACUCGGACGCCUUCUCCUCCCCCUGCUGCCUGUCGCCCGUGAGCGCCGCCCUGGUGGACAGCAGCGGCUCCGUGUUCCUGGAGGGCGAGAGCGGCUCCCCCUCCGGCGUGGACGCUCACCUGCGCUUCCCGGGCAGCGACGGCCUGCAGGCCCCGCGCUGGGACGAGCCCCAGCGGGCGCGGGCGCGGGCGCUGGAGCAGAUCUGCGGCGUGUUCCGCGUGGACCUGGGGCACAUGCGCUCCCUGCGCCUCUUCUUCAGUGACGAGGCCUGCACCAGCGGCCAGCUGGUGGUCGCCAGCCGCGAGAGCCAGUACAAGGUGCUCCACUUCCACCACGGCGGCCUGGACAAGCUGGCCGGCGCGCUGCAGCGGUGGGAGCGCUGCGCGGGCACCCGCCUCCACGGCCAGCAGGUGGCCGACGAGAAGACGUGCAUGAAGUUCUCCAUCCGGCGCCCCAAGCUGCCCUCCUCCGAGACGCACCCCGAGGAGAGCGCCUACCCCCGGCUGGACGUGGCCGCCUGGCUGCGCCACCUGAACGAGCUGGGCCAGCUGGAGGAGGAGUACAAGCUGCGCAAGGCCAUCUUCUUCGGCGGCAUCGACGUGUCCCUCCGCGGGGAGGUGUGGCCCUUCCUGCUGGGCUUCUACCGCCCCGAGUCCACGUCCCAGGAGAGGGAGGCGCUGCGCGCGCGGAAGCGCCAGGAGUACGCGGAGAUCGAGCGGCGGAGGCUCUCCAUGACCCCCGCGGAGCACCGGGAGUUCUGGCGGAAGGUGCAGUUCACGGUGGACAAGGACGUGGUGCGGACCGACCGCAGCAGCCAGUUCUUCCGCGGCGAGGGCAACCCCAACGUGGAGAGCAUGAGGAGGAUCCUGCUGAACUACGCGGUGUACCACCCGGCCAUCGGCUACUCGCAGGGCAUGUCGGACCUGGUGGCGCCCCUGCUGGCCGAGGUGCUGGACGAGUCGGACACCUUCUGGUGCUUCGUGGGCCUCAUGCAGAACACCAUCUUCGUCAGCUCGCCGCGGGACGAGGACAUGGAGCGGCAGCUGCUGUACCUGCGGGAGCUGCUGCGGCUGGCGCACCCGCGCUUCUACCAGCACCUGGCGGCGCUGGGCCAGGACGGCCUGCAGCUGCUCUUCUGCCACCGCUGGCUGCUGCUGUGCUUCAAGCGCGAGUUCCCCGAGGCCGAGGCGCUGCACAUCUGGGAGGCCUGCUGGGCCCACUACCAGACGGAUUACUUCCACCUUUUCAUCUGCGUGGCCAUCGUGGCCAUCUACGGGGAUGACGUCAUUGAGCAGCAGCUGGCCACCGACCAGAUGCUCCUGCACUUCGGAAACCUGGCCAUGCACAUGAACGGGGAGCUGGUCCUGCGCAAGGCCAGGAGUCUGCUGUACCAGUUCCGCCUCCGGCCCCGGAUCCCCUGCAGCCUGCACGACCUGUGCAAGCUGUGCGGCAGCGGCAUGUGGGACAGCGGGUGCAUGCCCGCCGUGGAGUGCACGGGCCACCCCCCGGGCUCGGACGGCUGCCCCUACGGGGGCACCGGCUAGCCGCCCCCGCCCGCCCGCAGGGGGAGCGGGAGGGGCCCGGGAGCCCCCUCCCUCAGGCGGGUCGGAAGGCACGGCUGCGGCCUCGGCUUCUCCAACCACCGUCCUUGGCGGUUGCUGCAGCCGGGCGGUGGGGGCGGGGCGGGGAGAGAAGGCAAGGCUUGUGUUUUGGGGGGGACUGCGGGGAGGGCGAGGGCGGGUGGCCCUACGGCCGCCCCAGGGAACUCAGAGACCCGGCGCCUGGGCCCCCAAGGGCCCCUCUGGGCCCCACCCUGGAGCCCCACCCCCAGGACCUAGGUGUUGCUCCGCGGCAGCCACGGGGCUGCCCGGGCCGGCGCGCCGUGGGGCAGCUCCGAGGGCGCUGGCACGGCGGAGCCGCCGGACGUCACGGAGCCGGAGCCGAGCUUAACCUGUUGGGGGCCGGAGGGAAGUUGGCGAGACCUCCAGCCCCCACCCUGGGCCCGGGGAGCGCAGGCUGGGGGGCGGGCCGGGCUCUGGCUGACAGCGGGCGCUCUUCCUGCUGCGCUCUGGCUCCUCGGCGGGUGAGCCUGGCCCGGAGGGUGCGGGCGCGGGCGCUGCCCGGCGGCGGAGGGGUGGUGGAGGGCGCGGGCUCAUCCCCGCGCACACAGAGGCUGUCACUCCGCCGCCGCGGCUGCUGCAGCUGGAUUCCCCACCGGCUGUGGGUCUCCGUUUUGG